CGCGGCACCUGGAGCUCCCAGAGCAGCCACCCGGAGUCUCUGGCCUGACCGACGGCACGCGAGGACCGGGAUCGCAGGGGAGGCGCCUCCUGCAAACCCGAGGGACAGCCAUCCCCAGGAUUGCACCUCCCUCUGGUCCCUGCGCCUGGACCACGCCUGACCACCUGCCGCCUGAUGGCUUCAUCUGAGACGUGUGACGUGAGCCGAGCGGCCUCCACGCUCCAUUACUGCAUGACGGUCAGCGGCACGGUGCUUCUGGUAGCUGGGACACUCUGCUUUGCUUGGUGGAGUGAAGGAGAAGCAGGUGCUCAGCCCGGCCAGCCGGCCCCUCCCACGGGGCAUCCGGUGCCUCAGGCCCCCAGUCCCCUGCUCAGGUCCGUUAGCUUCUUCUGCUGCGGUGCAGGCGGCCUGCUACUACUCUUCGGCUUGCUGUGGUCCAUCAAGGCCAGCACCCGGGGGCCUCCCCGAUGGGACCCAUAUCACCUCUCCAGAGACCUGUACUACCUCACCGUGGAGCCCUCGGAGAAGGAGAGCUACAGGAUCCCAAAGGUGGUUGGCAUCCCCACUUACGAGGAGGCCGUGGGCUGGCCACUUGCCGAGGGGCCCCCGACGCCACCUGCCGAGGGGCCCCCGACACCCCCUGCGUACCCCGCGGAAGAAAGCCCGAAGGACUGUGCCUCCGGGGAUGCCCUGCGUGGGACCCAGCCCCCCUUGCCACCGCCCAGCUACGAGAGCAUCAUCAGUGCUGUCAACGGCCUCUCUGGAGAGACAGUCCCCGCCACCGCGUGCUCCUGCCCGGGCCCGGCUCAGAUGACAGUGGGGGGAGGCACACUCCAAAGCUGGAGACAGAUGAGCUUCUAGUGCAUAAUACAGUGCCUGGUACCCAGGAGGCGCCCAGCAAAUGUUUGCCGCUGAAUGCUGUUUUAUCGACCUACGGCUGUGUAACAAACGGCUUAAAAUAAAUCCAUUUUAUUCUCU
Herpailurus yagouaroundi (jaguarundi) is the source of this 978-nucleotide messenger RNA. RefSeq names its product transmembrane protein 61 (gene TMEM61). The coding region runs from base 175 to 861 and encodes 228 amino acids. NCBI's taxonomy places the organism in Eukaryota, Metazoa, Chordata, Mammalia, Carnivora, Felidae. The record is from RefSeq and is a predicted model, not a curated record. The transcript has 4 exons.